AUGUCUUGUUCUGGUCGAUCCCCUUCAGAUAAAAAGCGGAAGGUUGCCAGAAGAGCAUGUCUAGCGUGUCGAGCCAAAAAAAUAAAAUGCGACGGGGAAGGCUCGAUACCUAGAUCCAAUACGGAACUUGGACGUAACGAGAAGGAAGUAUGCACCAACUGCGCCAUUGCAGGAAUAGAAUGCGUUUUCGUCGAAAGUCAGAGGGGUGGCCGUCGACAGCCACGAAAGCUUAUUGCGACAAAUGACUCGCAGAGCCUUCUGCUAAGCGCAGGACUAUUGCCUCCACUUCCUUCUUCUCAACCACCUCCACUGUCUGAGUACAGCAGCCGACUCAUUUCUUCUCACCGGUCUACACCUAUCAACGCGCAUGCAUUCCCGCCACACUAUGGGAUUUCGCCGCGCUUUCUUUCGGGCCCACCGUAUUUAGGACUCGACACCCGCACCCUACCGUCCCACGUCGGAUGCCCAUCUUCACCAUCAUUAAAUCAAUCCUUUUCGCCCCUCGUACCCUUUCGUUCUCUUUUAAACAUCUGCCAGCUAGACAACAAUCACGAACCAAACGAUAAUUCUGUCAUGAGCAAGUCGCAUGAGAUGCGGCAGAAUGAAAAUCUUUCAUCAGGUUUCGAGGGCAGUGAACACUCACGCAGCAAUUCAAAAUCUCGUUGCAUUGUUUCCACGAAUGACCUUGGCUCCACGUCUCCGUCGUCAAGCAACAAUCUUUUACCUACUUAUGCAUCAGCAGUAAACUCAGAGAAUGUUCAGCUUUCUCUAGAGAGUAUACUCGCCCCUUUAACAUCACCGCAGCAUCAAAUUCCUUCUGAGGGUACUGGCCGGGCCACAUCCAGCUCAAUCUUGAAAACCCACGAUACGGUAUUUGAACCUCGAUUUACAAAUGAAUUCUUGCAACAAUACGGCUUUCCACCGUGGAAUGAAUGCAUAAAUCUAAUAAAUUUGUUUUACGAUGCCACCCAUCCUCAGAUUCCAAUACUCCCACCCAAAAAUCAGUUUAUUGAGGAAUUUAGCCCCAGUAACAACGCCGCUUUAACCCAUGUUCUCUUCUUGUGCGCCUCCCCAUAUAUGCAAGAAAAUAGGCCCAUGAGGAUAAGUCGCUAUCGCGAGAAAGUCACAUUGCAUUGGCAUGAUCUAGAUCUUCUGCCUUCAAUUCAAACAUUGUUGUUGAUGGCCUUCUAUUCGAUUAAGUUUGCUGAUAAACGAGAUCUUGCUGAAGAGUACCUCAACAAAGCUAUCAAAAUAGUUUAUUUCUCGACCAGUGCCUAUGGGUUUGUGGGCAGAGAUCUGCGAGAAUUGACGCAAAUAGCUCCGUUCAAGGUUCGGAGGCAAAAGAGGAUUUUAUUGGUGAACUUAUGGAAGCUGUAUCUCAUGGUGCAAACUGGACGGCUUUAUUAUGAUGACAUCGGAUUCUGCUCCGAUAUGACAUGGUCGGGAGCAGAAGAUCCAGCAGUAGGCAAGCUUCUACGAAUUGAAUCUCUUCCUUUCCCAAAGCUUGCAAAUGCAGCUAACGAAGUGCUUGCACUUGAAGAUGCCGAGUAUCUGAAGGUGAUAGACGAAGGUGUUGAGGGCUCCAGUCCGAUGGCACACCUAUAUGCUGCAGUUAGCUUGAGCGAACAGUUCGUUUCGCAUAACAACAUUGAAAGUAUAAGCAUGGGCGUGUCUAGCUUAGAGGCUGCAGUAAAUUCAGCAUUACUCAGUCACCCUGAAGGCAGCGGCGUGUUAAAUUUUACGACACUCGAGGCCAAACUCGUAAUAUCUGCUUCUCAUAUCAAGCGAAUAUCAGCUAGCUUGCCAGUGCUUCCACAAUGUUGUACAAGUGAUAUAAACACGGACGCAUUUUUUGAGACAUUUCUCACCGAGUGUCGAGAAAUGGUGGAUGGAAACUUCCUGAGCAGGCUGAAAAUUCCCCUCUCAAGUCUAAUUGAUCUAUUCCUUGUAAUUCAGGACUGCACUAUUUUGCUGAGAAUAGCGAAUGGGUCUCCGAUGACGGAUCUAUGCUCCAACUCGCAAGUCUCAAACUUGAGCAAUUCGAAUUCAACCGGGCACGGUGGUGCGGAUGAGCAUUGCCCUAACUCUUCUGAUCCUACACGGAAAGUCAAUGUCCAACAAAUCACCAGCCAGCAACACAGCACAAAACGUGAGCCGGAAUUUAGUCGCGGAUAUCCAAAUUCGAGCGUUGCGUCUUUUCAAAUGAAGGAAACCUGGCGACAUUAUCCUCUCUUAUUGCGUAAAAUUGUGCGUCAAAUUAUUCCGUUUCAAGGUCUUUUACUUUGCUUCAGUAAAGUUUCCUCGCUCACAAUUCACUGUCAACGACCGUCAGUAUUAUAUGCGAGUAAGGAACUACCUCUUCACCCCGAUUACCUCUCAAGUACGGGCUCUUUCAAAAAUAAAAAUAUGAACUCCUUGCGCUUCGGUAUUGAAGCUGGUGAAUUUCAAGGCAAGGGGAAUCUUUAUUCUCUGCUUGGUAGCUUAUGCGAUUCCUCCCACAUGUGGGCCGAUUUCAAGUUAUGCCUGGAAUACCUUCAAUUUGAUGCAGCUUUCCUUGAGUGCAACAACACUUCAAAUUCAAGAUUCGAGGCCAUGAGCAAAUGGGCACAGACAGUGCUCUCUUCAUCUUAA
Lachancea lanzarotensis is the source of this 2631-nucleotide messenger RNA. RefSeq names its product LALA0S01e07184g1_1. The record is from RefSeq and is a predicted model, not a curated record. Gene Ontology annotation, molecular function: DNA-binding transcription factor activity, RNA polymerase II-specific; zinc ion binding. The transcript has a single exon. Gene Ontology annotation, biological process: regulation of DNA-templated transcription. Lineage: Eukaryota; Fungi; Ascomycota; Saccharomycetes; Saccharomycetales; Saccharomycetaceae. The coding region runs from base 1 to 2631 and encodes 876 amino acids.